AACACCUUCAAUUUGGCCAAACUCUUCGACAUUUCCUAUUAUAUUUUGUAGGGGAAGCCGAUAAUGCCGAUCAAUUUGAAGGCAAAGUUAGCUUACGGCACAUUUCACUCAACAUAUAAAGAUGAAGAGAAGAUUAAAGAAAACAUGGUGUUGGUGGAUAAUAUUGCUGCCGCGUCGAAGGAUGCAGCACUACGUGCUACCCAAGAAGCUGCUGAUGACCCUCAUGUUUUGUCAAGAGAGGAAAGUAAUGCCAUUGCAAUGAAUGUGAUGGGGUAUAAUAACCGGGGCAGAUUUCCAUUGAUGGGGGUUGGAGCUCAGCGGGGUACCUCCAGAAAAUCCUCCACGGCAUCCUCGACAACCUCGACUGCAACUACAUCAUCAAACAGAACUCACACCACUUCUACAAUUAUGCGCGUCAACCGUUAUCUGCGCGGUAAGAUCGACCCUACUUUACUCAUGCAGAUGACGACGGCUAUGUGUUCAGAUUUGCCUCCAUCCCCUACUAGCGACGAUGUUUUUAGACACAUCGUUUUAUGCUUGUCCGGGAAGAUUUCAGCUGAAUUAUUUGGAGAAGUUUUGGACCAAAUAGAUUUAGACGCUGGCGCACAGGCUGGACUUGCUGGAAAACAUUCAGGUUGUUUGUAUAAUUGCAUGCAUAUGUUAUCCUAG
This is a messenger RNA of Asparagus officinalis (garden asparagus), 669 nucleotides long. RefSeq lists its product as uncharacterized. The coding region runs from base 64 to 669 and encodes 201 amino acids. The transcript has 3 exons. The record is from RefSeq and is a predicted model, not a curated record. NCBI's taxonomy places the organism in Eukaryota, Viridiplantae, Streptophyta, Magnoliopsida, Asparagales, Asparagaceae.